Suillus fuscotomentosus is the source of this 884-nucleotide messenger RNA. RefSeq lists its product as uncharacterized. The record is from RefSeq and is a predicted model, not a curated record. Bases 1 to 783 code for a protein of 260 amino acids. The transcript has 5 exons. NCBI's taxonomy places the organism in Eukaryota, Fungi, Basidiomycota, Agaricomycetes, Boletales, Suillaceae.
AUGGUUUUGAAGACGGCUGUCUUUGAACUCAAGAAAUCUGCUAUCUUCGAGAAUGCAUUCCCUACUAUCACCGAGAAACGAACCAUGGCUAUGCAAGCAGUCAGUAAUGCUGCCUACAAGCAUAAAGAAAGGGCUAUAUUGAAGAGGCUUAAACACGACACUGACUUUGCAGUUGCUCUUGCUAGUAUUCCUGAGGGACGGCUUAGUGCUUUCCGCACUGGUAUCAAAAAGCUCGCUCAUCAAAUCGUUGUGUCUCGAUUCGCACUUCGGAGAGGUUGUUCCAAUGAGGUCGAAGAGCUCCUGAAAAGUCACAAGUAUAUUUUUCCGACUAACCAAAAUGGUAAAGUCCUUGGUGAUCAACCUUUCUGCGACGAGGCCAUGAUCGAUACGCUACAUCAGUCAUUGUUCGACGGCGAGAACUCGAUCGGAGUUCAAUCACAUGAAGAUUUUGUGUCGGUCUUAGAUGGCAAUGAUGAGCCGGAGCUCCCCAUAGCUAUGGUUGCCUUGAUUGCAACUGUUAUCUAUGCCAUACUGAUGGACUGGAGGAGCGGCAAUCCACCGUCGAGCUCUCAAGUCAAAUCAUUCAAUGCUACUGUCUACAUUAGCGUUUACAAAGCCCAUGAAGCAACCCUCACUCAGAUCUUUGAAGGCGGUAAAAAGAAGUAUCAUGCGCUGAUGACACGGCUUUACAAGGCUGUCUGUGUGUCGGACAAUGUGUUGCUGCCAUCUGGUGCGCUGAGCAACUUCGACUACCUCGAUCUCAGUGCAAUGUCCGAGGAUUGAACUAAGGUUGUUGUGCCAUGUGCACCCGCGGAUACCCAUGUAUUACUGAUCUCACUUUGUACAUUUUGAUAGUCGUUCGUACAUACUGACAGGCCAUUCUG